Tetranychus urticae (two-spotted spider mite) is the source of this 1956-nucleotide messenger RNA. RefSeq names its product hydroxymethylglutaryl-CoA lyase, mitochondrial. The record is from RefSeq and is a predicted model, not a curated record. NCBI's taxonomy places the organism in Eukaryota, Metazoa, Arthropoda, Arachnida, Trombidiformes, Tetranychidae. Gene Ontology annotation, molecular function: hydroxymethylglutaryl-CoA lyase activity. Gene Ontology annotation, biological process: ketone body biosynthetic process; L-leucine catabolic process.
CAAGGUUUUUACAGUCAACAAUCAAAUCUUUCCUUUUUUUAAUUUAACAUCUCGAUUAUUUUAUAACCACAGAUUGAUUUAACUAAUUUUAUUAUGUGAGUAUAAUUUCAUGGACGAUUUGUGUGGCUUUUCCUUUCAUUUCAUUGUCUCUUCAUUGCCAUUAGCUUUUUCACUGAUUCUUCAAGAGUAAACAAAGUAAUCACUUUAUUGGUGGAAACCUUCAUUCAACAGUCCGACGCAAGAGAGAUUAUUGGAAAACAGGAGGAAAUUUUGACAAUAAUAUCUCAUGCAUUAUCCUUCAUUUCUUAUCUACAUGUUUUUGUUUUAAUUACUGUCGUUCACAUUUAAAUAACCACUAGUUUUUUAACAAGUGUUUACACUGAAAUCUAUCUGAGUAUCUAUUGCUGACUAUGUGAUUACCCUUUACAUCUUCAAUCAUUUUCAUCCUACCUCUGUUUCCUCCAACUUGUCUUAGACUCUCGUCUACUACUAACAUAAUAACCAAAAUUAUCUUCACUCUAUUCGUCAACAUCAAAUCUCUGUUUUUUUGGUAACCAUGAAGUUUGUUAACAAUGACGUUGUCCGAAGGUAUCCAUCUUUUGUGAAAAUCGUUGAAGUUUCCCCACGAGAUGGACUGCAAAAUGAGAAGCAACCCAUUCCAACUCAUGUUAAAGUGGAAUUCAUAAAUAAACUCAGUGAAACUGGAGUUAAAGUGGUCGAAGCUACUUCCUUUGUCUCGCCUAAAUGGGUUCCUCAGAUGGCUGAUCAUAUGCAAGUUUAUUCCGACAUCCGUAAAUGUGAAGGUGUUAGUUAUCCAGUUCUGGUGCCAAACAUGCAUGGACUUGAAAAUGCAUUGAAAGUUGGUGUUAAAGAAAUCGCAGUUUUUGGCGCUGCGUCAGAUGUUUUCAGCAAAAAAAAUACAAACUGCUCUUUGGUUCAAAAUUUAACGAGGAUGGAACAGGUUGCUAAAUACGCUCUGAAAAAAGGUCUAAAAGUACGAGGAUACAUUUCUUGCUGUUUAAGUUGUCCUUAUGAAGGACUUAUUCCACCGGAACGAGUUGCUGAAAUGGCAUAUCGCUUGUAUUCAGUUGGUUGUCAUGAGAUAUCAUUAGGAGAUACAAUCGGUGUUGGAAAUCCUGCUUCUAUGAGAGCACUAAUUGAAGCAGUUUCAGCACUGGUUCCUAUCGAGGUGAUUGCUGUUCAUUGUCAUGACACCUAUGGUCAAGCUUUAGCUAACAUCCUCUCAGCAAUUGAAUGUGGAGUGACGAUUGUAGAUGCAUCAGUUGCUGGCUUGGGAGGUUGUCCAUUUGCUAAAGGUGCCACUGGUAAUGUUGCCACUGAGGAUGUUGUUUACAUGCUUACAGGAAUGGGCAUUGAAACAGGAGUUGACAUGGAGGGAUUACUUCGAGCCUCGGAAUACAUUUGCUCGGCAUUGGGUCGAGAAACCUCGUCAAAAGUAGGAAAAGCACUUUUAGCCAAAAGAAAGGAAACUCAAGACUAUGAUUGAAAGUUGUACGAACAUUACAAUAGAUUGAGACAAAAAGACUUCGGACCUUUCGUCCGUCUGAUCAAGCAAUGAUUACAUAUCUUUGAUGUGUUCACAUCAUGUCGUUAUUUUUUGUUAGAAACGCCACUUGUUUAUCGUCCUCUUCAAGAGAUAUUUUUUCUGCUUUGCCUCUUUUAUGGUUAUGAUUGUAUCCAAAUUGAAAGCAAAUUAAUCUCUGUUCUUGCUUUUGGAUGUCACUUUUUCAUCUCUUCCCAUGUCAUCAAACAUAUCUAUUUUGGCAAGCAAAUGUAAUUAAGACCAAUUUUUUUAUCAAACAAGGUGUUCUUUCCUCACCUAACGAUACUCAAUUUUUACACAUAAAAAUCUCAUCUUCAUCAUUUUUCCCGACUAAAUGUUGAUUCCUAAUUGCACUUGCAACUGUUAAAAUAAAUUGUUUUUUAAUACAAUCA